AUGUCACCUGACGAGAAAAUGAAAAAAGCGCCGCGAAAGCAUGUCACCACCGCCUGUGUGCCAUGUCGCGAGAGCAAGAUCAGGUGUGACGGCGCCACUCCAAAUUGUCAAAAUUGCCAGCGCAAGGGCAAAGAGUGCAAGUACCAACAUGGCGAUGACAAGCGGAAGGUGUCACUCCGAGCAGCAACAGAGUUGUUCUCGGCCAGGAUCGACCAGCUAUGUCACUUCAUUAAGGACCAGGGGCUAGAGCCUCCGUCCAUGAAGCCAGAAGAUGAAGCUGGCAUGAACAGGGUUCUGGACACUCUUCAGAUCCCGCGCGGGUUCGCCCAGCCCACAGAAAAUGGCGAGAAGCAGUCUUCCGCCGAGCCUAAAGGCCCUGUGGCCUCUGGCCAAUCUCCAUCCCAAAGCCCACCUGCCAUUAGCCCCAAGGGACCAAAUCCGACCGACAUGGUUGCAUCGGGCCCCUCCCCGGCCCAGGAUACUGCUUCUAGCGGACAGUUUCCUUCGCCAGAGGGCUGGAACCCGUUUGGCAUGGUCCGGGGAGCGUCCGACAACCAGAACUUUGUCCACUGGGGUUUCACACUGCCCACAGCUGAGAGCUUGGACACCAUCUACGCCAAUCUCAAUGGCGGGCCAGGAGGGCCUGGUGCACCUGUCAUGGCUGGUAUGCCUGUAAACACAGACCUAAGCCCUGACAGCUACCAGCUUGGGAUGGACAUGUCGCAGCAAUUGGGUGUUUCGAUGGGCGGGGUUCCGCACAUAGGGGACCAUGAUUCAGACAGUGGAGAAGAAGAUGAGGCUGAGAACGAUGUCAUCGAGCAAUUGUCUAACCGAAUCGGCACCUUGAAGAUCGCGGGCGAUGGUCAUCUGCGGUUCUACGGUGCAACCUCUAAUCUCAAUCUAGUGGAUGUAUCCGCCACGCAGCAAAGGCAACGACCGGAUGCACGCACGGUGCGCCACGAUGGCCAAGAUAUCCUCAAUCACCUCCGGGUAGGCCAGCCAGUUGAUCAAGCUCUCGAGGAUCAUCUCGUGGAGCUAUAUUUCACCUGGCAAAACCCUAGUACAUAUAUUGUUGACAAAGACAUGUUUAUGACUGCACGAACGAAAUGGCGCAACGAAUUUGAUGACACUGCUUUUUACUCAGAGGUUCUCACUAAUGCAAUGUGCGCGAUCGGCAGUGCCUUUGAGGCACGAUACCAUCCCACUUUCAUCACAUUCCCAAAGUCUCUGUCUGAGUUCUUUGCAGACCGAGCCAAGGCUCUAUUGGAAAUUGAACUCGACUCACCUUGCGUGGCCACAGUGCAGGCCCUGGUUAUCAUGAGUUGCCACGAGGGCGCGUCAAACCGUGAUGCACGCGGUUGGCUAUACAGCGGAAUGUCGAUGCGACUUGCCUUUGAUCUUGGUUUACAUUUGGAUAUGACAAAUUAUGUCAAUAGGGGCGAGAUCACUCAAGCUGAAGCUGACGUGCGCCGUGCAGCAUUUUGGGGAAGCUAUGUGGCCGAUCACUUCUGGGGCUUUUACUUGGGACGUCCAUUCCGAAUGAAUGCUGGGGACGUUAGCGUUCCCAAGCCUGCCUCAUCUUUGGGUCCUGAAAAGGAAGACAAUUGGCGUCCAUAUGGCCAGCAAGCUUCCCACGAAAUUCUUCAGAACGGGCUGAAGAAUCCCACUGAGUUGAUCUGUAGACAAUUUGUUGUCUUGUGGGAAAUGAUCUCUCCAGUUGGACAUAUUCUAUACGGGUGCUCUGAUAUUUCUCGACACGACCUGCAACGAAUAACGUACCAAGUGACUGAAGAUCUAUUUGCUUGGAAAGCAAAUCUGCCUUCUAGUCUCCAAAUUGACUUGGACGAUGACACGAUCCCAAUAUUACCACACCUGAUGAUGCUACAUAUGCAAUACCACCAAAUCAUCAUUUUCUUCCACCGCCCAUGGCUCUCAAAGAGCUACAUCCAACCCCGAAGCCCUCGCCAAGGCCCAGGAUAUCACCAUGCGCGGCGUAUGUGCGUUGAGUCUGCCACCGCCGUCGCCCGCCUUCUCCACCUCUACGAAAAGCAUUACACCUUCCGACGAAUGAACAACCAAGUUGUCGCAAUCAUCUUCAGUGCUGCUCUCAUGCUUCUCUUUGUCACAGUAUCAGGCUCCCCAAUGAGUCCAGGAAAACAGGGCGACAGCUCAACCUACCCACGCAGCACCGAGAUGGUUGCAUAUCUCAAUCUGUGUUUCCGUGCGCUCGACGAGCUAGGGCAAUCUUUCGAGAACGCCAAGCGAACCCGUGACUACCUCGUUACACUCCAGCGACGCUGGCAGGCGCACAUGCGCCGCUCAGGCUCUUCAAAACGCCAGAUCAACGGCACAAGCUCGAUCUCCAUGUCGCAGCAACCUCCCGUGCAACACGGUCGUGCUGUUACUGCACAAGGCGUGGAUGUUUCUAGGAAGAAGUCCCGCUUGUCUGUCUCUGAGAUCCCGUCUCACAUGCCUUCUGGGGUGCAGCCGACGCAACCACCUCUGGGACACAAUCCAUUGCCUCAGUACCAGCAGCAGCCAUCUUAUCAGCAACAGCCGUUCCCUGUUUCAAACUCUCAGCUAGGUGAUUUGGAUUGGAUACGGAAUUCGGAUAUUAGCCUCCUGUCCGAGGCUCAAAACGCCGAUCCUGUCAAUGGAAUGGGUCAGAUACCUUCGCCACAGUUCCAGGAGGACUCGAAGAUGCUCGCUGAACUGGGCGAUAUUGAUGCAUGGUGGGACUCACCUAAUGAUGCCCCGGGUAUGGGUGGAUCAUUGUAA
Molecule: messenger RNA, 2778 nt
Organism: Penicillium brevicompactum
Lineage: Eukaryota; Fungi; Ascomycota; Eurotiomycetes; Eurotiales; Aspergillaceae
Product: transcription factor domain-containing protein
Exons: 8
Coding region: 1-2778 (925 amino acids)
Biological process (GO): regulation of DNA-templated transcription; DNA-templated transcription
Molecular function (GO): DNA-binding transcription factor activity, RNA polymerase II-specific; zinc ion binding; DNA binding
Source: RefSeq, a predicted model, not a curated record